Molecule: messenger RNA, 1433 nt
Organism: Microplitis demolitor
Lineage: Eukaryota; Metazoa; Arthropoda; Insecta; Hymenoptera; Braconidae
Gene: Pvf1
Product: vascular endothelial growth factor A
Exons: 6
Coding region: 233-1144 (303 amino acids)
Biological process (GO): positive regulation of cell population proliferation; positive regulation of protein autophosphorylation
Cellular component (GO): membrane
Molecular function (GO): growth factor activity; growth factor receptor binding
Source: RefSeq, a predicted model, not a curated record
UUCUCGCCGUACACAUGAUUACCUAUCAAGUAUUUAAAUAUUAUUUUGAAUCCACCGCGGGAAUUUGGCCGCGUUAUUUUAAAAUAUCUUAGUUUCAUUCAAUAACUAUAUUAAACUUUAACUACAUCAUUUUAAUUGUAAUAAAAUAAUCAAGGACUAAGUUACGUAAUUAAAGAAUAAUAAAUAUUUAAAAAAUAAAUAAGUUACCUAGAUUUUUAAAAUAAAUAAACAAAUGUAUAAAGUUAUAAUGAUUGUGUUGAUAAUUGCAAUUAUUUGCGAUGUUGUUAAUAGUAAAAGUACUUAUUACUAUGAGAAUCAAGGUGAUAUUGUGUUUCCUGGUCCUACGAGUUAUCAAAGGCCACCAGCAGUACCUAGAUUAAUCAAUCCAUCAACAGAACAAAGUUUUCUUGCGAAAUCGAUAGCGUUAGCAAAACAAAUGGAAAAAUUUAAUUCCGUUGAAGAUUUUCUUAAUAUUGUGAAAGGUGUACCGGAAUCGGAAAAACCGUCUUUCAUUGCUGAUCGAAUGGGUAUAGAAAGAUCAUCAUCAAUGGUGAUAGCAAAACCAGCGAUAUGUCAACCAGAAUUUCAAGUUGUACCGCUAAAACCACAAAGAGAUGAUCAUGAUUCUGUUUAUUUUCCUAGUUGUACAAGAAUAAAAAGGUGUGGCGGCUGUUGUUAUCAUAGACUACUGAGUUGUCAACCAGUUGAAAAAAUCAUACGUAACUAUCAGAUUACGGUAACUAAACGUGAUAAUGAUUCAAUUAUCUGGGAAGGUAAAGAAUUGAUACCAGUAGAGGAACAUACCAGUUGCAAAUGCCAAUGUCAAAUAACUGAGGAGCAAUGUAAUUAUAAACAACAGUACAUAGAGAAUGAAUGCAGAUGUGUUUGUUUAAAUCACGACGAUGAAGUUAAAUGUAAAGCUGAACCCCACCUUAAAAUAUGGGAUACUGAUAAAUGCGAAUGUGGAUGUCGAGAUCAAUUAGAUUGUCACGACGGAACUUACUUUGACAAAAGUACUUGCCGUUGUGAAAGAAAUUUAAGAAACAGAGAUAGUCAUUAUUUGUGGCAAGGAAAUGAGAGAAAAAUGACACCGAUACAAGUAGCAGACCCUAGAAGAAAUCACCGAGAUGAACCAUAUAAAUAAUAAUAAUAAUGAAUACCCUAGUUAAUAAAUUUAUAUAUUUUAAUUGUAAAUUUUUUAAAUCAAACGUUCACUUAAGCGGAUGCAAUUAUUAUUAUUUUAAUUAUUAUUAAUAAUAUUAUUAUUAAUUAAUGUCUCUCUCAUCACUCACAAAUAAUCACAUAGCAUUAUAUUUAUUAUAUUUAUCAAAUAUUAAUUAAUCCAUAUAAUUAAUGUAAGAAAAAAAAAGAUUAAAUUUUUUAGAAAAAGUACAACCGUAAUUUGUACUUAAUUGAGUCAUAGUAAAUAAGUA